AUGCCUCAAAAUGAGGAAUGCCGCCCCAAAGCACCCAGCCCGUUGUGCGCGGAGCGCUCCGCGCCGCGGAGCCUCUCCCGGGCUGCUGUGGGUCAGCGAACGCUGCGGAGCAGGGCGCGGGGGGGGGGGGGGGCGGCGGGCGUCCAACGCGCCUAUGCGCCCGGCCCCUCCCUGCGCCUGUGCGCCCGGCCCCUCCCUGCGCCCGGCCCCUCCCUGCGCCUGUGCGCCCGGCCCCUCCCUGCGCCCGGCCCCUCCCUGCGCCUCUGCGCCCGGCCCCUCCCUGCGCCCGGCCCUCCCGCCCGCCGGGGGGCGCGCUCCCGCGCGGGCGCACGUGGCGGGCCGCGGCGGCGUGCUGCGCGUGCGCCCUGUGCCGCCUCCCGGCGCCCUCCCGCGGCGCCUGCGCGCAGGAAGGGGCGGCGCGCGCAGGCGCGGGGCGCGGGCUGGCGGCGGCGGCGGAGGGGAAUUAAAAUGGAAGAUGAGGAGGUCGCCGAGAGCUGGGAGGAGGCGGCCGACAGCGGGGAAAUAGACAGACGGUUGGAAAAGAAGCUGAAGAUCACACAGAAGGAAAGCAGAAAGUCCAAAUCUCCUCCCAAAGUGCCCAUCGUGAUCCAGGACGAGAGCCUCCCCGCAGGGCCUCCCCCGCAGAUCCGCAUCCUGAAGAGGCCAACCACCAACGGGGUGCUCAGCACCCCCAGCUCCGCCAGCAGGCCGGCCCUGCCCGUCAAGUCCCUGGCGCAGCGCGAGGCCGAGUACGCCGAGGCCAGGAAGCGCAUCCUGGGCAGCGCCAGCCCUGAGGAGGAGCAGGAGAAGCCCAUCCUGGACAGGCCGCCGAGGAUCUCGCAGCCGGAGGACAGCCGACAGCCCAACAAUGUGAUCAGACAGCCGCUGGGUCCCGAUGGCUCGCAGGGCUUCAAGCAGCGCAGAUAAACGCCGGCAGGAGGCGCCGGGCCCGGCCGGGACGGACAGACGGACUCGAGCAAAGGGAACUCCCUGGUUUAUUUGCACUGUGAUUCCCCCCUUUGCUCUGCCCACUGUGACCUUCAACCCCCACGCACUGUGACCUCCCCUCUCCACACCCACUGUGAGCGGCAAACCGAGAAGGGCUCGGUCCCCCCUCCGGAACAGAACAACAGAACGGAGCAAAAGGAGGAGGGAAGGGGACAAAGGAGGUCGGGAGGGGGGUGGGAAGGACUCGGGGUGGGUGCAGGGAGAGAGCCCUGUGAGUGCCACCGGGGUCGAAGGCGGCGCCAGCAAUAAUGGUUGUGCUCCAAGCCUGGCAUUUGAAGGCAAAGACAAAGCAAAGCAAAGAAGCCAAGGGGGAGGCUCUCCCCGGCUGCCCGCGGUGCUCUCGUCGCCUCCGGAGCAACUCCGCUUUCCAAGGAGCUCUUUUUAGUUCUUUUUGAGUCUUUCUUUUGGGGUUUGUUUUCCCUUCUUCUGUGGAGCAGCUCCACAAGAGUGCAUGGGAAAAGGUUGGGGGUUUUUUUAAAGCCUUGGGUUGAACU
This is a messenger RNA of Dryobates pubescens (Downy woodpecker), 1502 nucleotides long. It is a transcript of the gene SZRD1, whose product is annotated as SUZ RNA binding domain containing 1. Lineage: Eukaryota; Metazoa; Chordata; Aves; Piciformes; Picidae. The transcript is spliced from 4 exons. The record is from RefSeq and is a predicted model, not a curated record. The coding region runs from base 1 to 927 and encodes 308 amino acids.